Aspergillus aculeatus ATCC 16872 is the source of this 921-nucleotide messenger RNA. RefSeq lists its product as uncharacterized. Gene Ontology annotation, biological process: secondary metabolic process. The record is from RefSeq and is a predicted model, not a curated record. Lineage: Eukaryota; Fungi; Ascomycota; Eurotiomycetes; Eurotiales; Aspergillaceae. The coding region runs from base 1 to 921 and encodes 306 amino acids. The transcript is spliced from 3 exons.
AUGGUUAACCUCGACGUGAUCCACGCCUCUAACACCACCCUGGUCAGGAGCCAACCCUUGGUAGCCGUCUUCUUCGGCGGCACAUCGGGGAUCGGCCACUACACCCUGCGCGCCCUGGCCACCGCUGAAUCCCAGCACCGAGGCAAAGGCCUGCGCGCCUAUCUCGUGGGCCGCAAGGCCCCAGCCGCCGAGACCAUCAUCGCCGAAUGUCGCACCCUGUACCCGGAGGGCGAGUACAUCUUCGUCCAGGCCCACGACCUCUCGCUGCUCCGGGACGUCGAUCGCGUCUGCGCCGAGAUCCUGUCCCUGGCGCGAGAGCAAGGGCAACAAAGCGCCGCCCCGAAUCCACGAAUCGACUACCUGAUGCUAUCCCACGGUGGAGCGCCGUUUCAACCCAGAAAAGAUACCGCCGAAGGCCUGGACACGACAAUGUCCCUCCUCUACUACUCGCGCAUGCGAGCCAUCACCAACCUCCUGCCCUUACUCCUCCAAUCCCCGCUGCCCGCGACAAUCGUCUCCGUCUACGCCGCGGGCUUCGAAGGGAAACUCUACACCGACGAUCUGUCGCUCCGCAAUCUCAAGCUCUACAGCUACACGCAGGCGCGCUCCCACAUGAUCUACAUGCACACGUGGUUCAUGGAGCAGCUGGCCGAGCGGCAUCGCGGCCGGUUGCGGCUCGUCCAUAUCUUCCCGGGGUUGGUGCUGGGGCCCGCGUUCGCGAACCCGGAGCUGCCGGCCUGGUUCCGGGGGUUCUGGCGCUGGCUGGGGAGUGGGGUCUACUCGCUUGGCUGGAAAGGUGAGUCGAAUAUCCAACUCAAGGCCUACGAGAAGUUCGAUCUGGCGGAGAUGAGGGCCAAGAUCUGGGAGCAUACGAACAAGGCUUUCGAAACGAUCGAGAAGGGAGAUGUUUUCAAGGAUUGA